Molecule: messenger RNA, 1056 nt
Organism: Anopheles marshallii
Lineage: Eukaryota; Metazoa; Arthropoda; Insecta; Diptera; Culicidae
Gene: Wnt2
Product: protein Wnt-2
Exons: 7
Coding region: 1-1056 (351 amino acids)
Biological process (GO): multicellular organism development; canonical Wnt signaling pathway; neuron differentiation
Cellular component (GO): extracellular region
Molecular function (GO): cytokine activity; frizzled binding
Source: RefSeq, a predicted model, not a curated record
AUGAGAAACGUUGCAGCGGCGCUGUUUGUUAUUCUCACAAUCUUCAAGUUAAGGGCUGCUAAAUGUUUCGUAUCAACAGUACUUUGUUCGCGUAUACCUGGCCUUUCGCAAAUCCAGCGUCAGAUAUGCACAGAAUCCUCAGAUGCUGUUGUAUCAUUAGCAUCCGGGCAGAUGUUAGGAGCGAAUGAAUGCCAAAAACAGUUUUACGGUCAUCGAUGGAACUGUACUCACGUUUGGAAUAAUGACAUGCUCGGCCAGAUAAUAGUAAUAGGUUCAAAAGAGGCUGCAUAUACAUAUGGCAUAACUAGCGCCGGAGCAGUUUACUCCAUAACUGCAGCAUGCGCUAAAGGAAACAUUACUACGUGUGGUUGUGACACGAAACAAAAAAGUUUUUUUUCCAGUGAGACUGAAAACUGGAAAUGGGGAGGUUGUUCCGUCGACAUUGGUUACGGUAUGCGGUUUGCAAAAAAGUUCCUCGAUGCCCGUGAAAUCGAAAACGAUAACCGCAGUCUUAUGAACCUGCACAAUAAUCGUGUCGGAAGAAAGAUAGUGAAGCUUCUCUUGAGGACUGAAUGUAAGUGUCACGGCGUUAGUGGUUCCUGUGCCAUGAAAACCUGCUGGAAAAGCCUCCCAUCGUUUCACGUUAUUGGUAACACCAUGAUGAAGAAAUACCGCAAAGCCAAGAUGGUACACGGGAUUCACCUGCGAAAUAGUCAUCUUCAACUCGUGGUGAAACGUAAAGGCAACAAGAUGCAGCAAAAAAAUGGAAAUAUACUGAAUGAUGGUCAAAUUCCAAAGAGAACGGAGUUGGUCUAUCUGGAGCCUUCGCCAAAUUAUUGUGAGCGUAACAUCAGUAUUGGUGUUCUGGGCACAACAGACAGAAAUUGCAAUCGUACUUCAACUUCCAUGGAUCGCUGUGAUCUACUCUGUUGCGGACGAGGCUACAACACGCACCAGAUCGACCGGACCUGGCAGUGUAAUUGUAAAUUCAAAUGGUGUUGCACUGUGACAUGCGAUGUCUGCUCCGAGCGUAAGGAAGAAUACACUUGUAAAUAA